AUAUCCUCUCUGCUCUGCUGCGUUCGUCCUUGAUCUAAUAAUAUAAACGAAUCCUCCUCUCUUUUGCCUUCCUUUUCCAAUUUCCUUCUCUCUCUUGUUUCCAUUGGCGGCAUCGGCGAAGCGUGUAAUCGUGCUCCAACGGCAAGAUGAUUUUAGGGAUAUCGUGGUCGUCGGUUGCGGGGCGGCAGCCGCCGGCGGAUCUAUGAGUGGCGUCCGGCGCGGCCGAGGAGGACGGACAUCGGAAGCUGCUAGCCGGGGAGCGUCGGCGGACAGAUGCCCCUACACCGCGACCUAGGGCUCUCGGGGGCGGCGUCUCUGGUGUUCCUCCUAAUUGUGCCCUUGAUCGCCUUCGUGGUGCGGAGGAGAUGGCGCCUGGCCUCCGUGAGGCAGGCGGAGGUCCGGCGGCUGGCGCGACUCGCGGCGGAGGAGGCCGCGCGGGCGGAGAUGGAGGCGAUAACGGUCUUUUUUGCCUCGUCACAUGUGGCUGCUUCUGCUGCUGCUGCCGUUGCGAAAGACCCGUCGGCGCGGCCGGAGUGCCCCGUGUGCUUGAGCCCUGCCACCGCAAGGUGUGCCCGGUGCAAGGCUGUCAGAUACUGCUCUGGCAAAUGCCAGAUUAUUCAUUGGAGACAAGGCCACAAGGAUGAAUGCCAUCCUCCACAAGUUAGUGAUGACCAUAAUGGUGAACUAAAAUUUUCUGGUUUGAAGGGAGUGCAAGCUGAACACUCUGGUUUUUUUGAGAAUAGUUUUGAGCAUAGAGACGAGCUAAAUACCAAAGCAGUUGAGAUGGUUUCCGAUAGGCCUGCUGCAUCUGAACUCGCAUAUUCUUAUAAUGAUAUUAAUAAAAAAAACAAACAUGAAGAAAGUGGUUCUAUGGAUGUAUCUGGAAUGGAAACGACUUCUGGUCCUAGUGUUGGAACUCCUGAUGAUACUUUGACCGUUGGCAAUCUACUUCCGCUCCAUGAUAGUAGGCCGGGAGAAUCUUCAUCUUUUGAUAGUUCUACUAGCAGCCUUGGAACAGUGGCCAAUGCUAGUUAUGUAGAUCCUUCCAAAUCUUUAACUUCUGAGCCUGGUAGAUCAAGUCCUUUGGCAAAUAACACUUCUUGCUUCAGUAAUAUAAAGGAGAAGGCAUCCACAUGCAAAGCAGAGGCAGAUAAAUUCAUGUCGAAUGAACCAUCUGGCUUAAAAGCAACUUCAUCUUUUGAUCAUACAAGUACUAAGCACCCUGAAGUUGCUGGUAGUCAGAUCACUUCUCCUCGGGGAGUUGGUAAUGGGAUUCAUCCAGAUACAUUUUCAAGAUCCGAAAAAAUUUCUUCUCAUGCAUUUGAAUCAUUAGAAGCUAAGUCUCAAUUGGAGCACAAGGAGACGCUAACUUCAAACACAGAAAUAUUAGGAUCUGUUGUUAAUGGGACGAGCACUGAUAUACAGUCUUUGAAUUCCAGAACUUUGCGACCAUUAGCAUAUGCUUCUGAUCAAUUAUCUUCUAAUGGUGGUGCUCACCCUGUUGUAUGUUAUGAAUCCUCAAAGGUUAGUAAUGCUCCUAGAGGACCUGUCGGAUCACCUGAUACUUAUGGUUCUAUAGCAAAUGGGAUGUCAACAUCUGUGAAAAGAGUUGUUAAGGAGUUUACAUCUUCUAAGAUUUCAAGGCUUUACUCUUCAGAAUUGAUGCUUUUUCCAUAUGAUCGUUUCAUUAAACUCUACAACUCUGACAAGAUUGAAUUGCGUCCCUGUGGUCUUAUUAACUGUGGAAAUAGCUGUUAUGCUAAUGCUGUUCUCCAGUGCUUGGCAUUUACUCGACCAUUGACUGCAUAUUUUCUCGAAGGUCUCCACUCAAAAAUAUGUCCAAAGAAAGAGUGGUGCUUUACAUGUGAACUUGAAAGGCUUGCCAUGAAGGCAAAGGAAGGGAACUCUCCUUUGUCCCCCAUUGGUAUACUCUCUCAUUUACACAAUAUUGGAAGUAAUUUUGGCCAUGGGCAAGAAGAAGAUGCCCACGAAUUCUUAAGGUAUGCUAUUGAUGCUAUGCAAUCUGUUUGCUUAAUGGAAGCUGGAAAAAAACCAGAUGGCCCAUUAGCAGAAGAAACAACACUCAUACAACAAACUUUUGGUGGCUACUUGCGAUCUAAGAUAAGGUGCAGUAGAUGCAAGAGCAAGUCUGAGCGAUGUGAAAGAAUGAUGGAUCUUACUGUAGAGAUAGAUGGCAAUAUCUCUACCCUUGAUGAAGCACUUCUCCGUUUUACAUCUCCAGAAAUUUUGGAUGGGGAGAACAAGUAUGAAUGUGGCAGAUGUAAGUCUUAUGAGCGAGCGAAAAAGAGGUUGACAAUAUUGGAGGCACCGAAUGUCCUGACCAUUGUGUUGAAACGAUUUCAGUCUGGUAUGUUUGGCAAGCUCAACAAACCUGUCCGGUUCCAUGAGUACCUCGAUUUAGCUCCUUACAUGAGCGGAGAUGACAAGUCCCCUGUUUACCGGCUGUAUGCUGCAAUUGUUCACAUAGAUGUCAAGAAUGCUUCCUUUUCUGGUCACUAUGUUUGUUAUGUGAAGGACACACAAGGCAAGUGGUACAAGAUCAAUGAUAGCAAGGUAAAUCCCGUGGAGCUUGAGGAGGUCUUAUCAAAAGGUGCAUACAUGCUUCUUUAUGCCAGGUGUUCGCCACGUGCUCCAACCUCCGUAAGGAAAGCUUUGGCCCAUGAGCUUGAACAAGCAAGGAAGACUAGAAGCAAAUUAAAGCCUGGUGGUCCAUCAGUAGCACAGCAAGGGACUUGUUUUUACCCACAGCGGACGAUGAGUGACCAUUCCAAUUUCCGUUCAUCAGAUCUUUUCAAUGAAAGGCUCCGUCCUCUGCGGAACGACUCUUCCAGCGACAGUUCUUCUCUCUUCGAUGAAGGUUCCUCUUGUAGCACCGAGAGCACAAGGGACUCAACAAGUACUGAAGAGUACUGGGAACGCAUGUCCGGAGAGUCAGACAGUGUCAACUUGAAUAGCCCCCUAAGAGUCCUUGAGGAGUCUGAUGGAUUCACUCGUUCUCCUCUGAGCUCUAGACAUUCCUCAAAAGCAGUCUUAAGUGGGUCAAUGCCAGAUCACCACAGAGGCGACGAUUCUGAAUGCAUCGCUAAUUCUUCAGGCAGGGAAAUCAACCAGGUGGAGGCUGAGAGGCCUGGGUGUGUCAAACAUCACAGCGAUGAGAGCAGAUCCUUUUUGUAUGCCGACAAAAAUGAACAUUGUCGAAAUCUAACAGAACAGUGUAGGGCCAUAGAGACUGGCUGGAUUAACCCAAAUGAGGUUAAGUCUGGCAUAUUAUUGAGAAGACCGAGUAGGGAAAGAACUGCCCGAACAUUUUAUUGAUUUGUUUGGGUUGUCGAGAAAAUGAAUAAUAGAUUAUAUUUUGCACAAGGCAAAGGGAAUAGAAAAAUGAAAGAAAAGAAGAGGUAUUUCAUUUA
Musa acuminata subsp. malaccensis (wild Malaysian banana) is the source of this 3431-nucleotide messenger RNA. Its product is annotated as ubiquitin carboxyl-terminal hydrolase 17. Gene Ontology annotation, cellular component: nucleus; cytosol. Lineage: Eukaryota; Viridiplantae; Streptophyta; Magnoliopsida; Zingiberales; Musaceae. Gene Ontology annotation, molecular function: cysteine-type deubiquitinase activity. Gene Ontology annotation, biological process: protein deubiquitination. The record is from RefSeq and is a predicted model, not a curated record.